This is a messenger RNA of Pteropus alecto (black flying fox), 1670 nucleotides long. It is a transcript of the gene WNT10A, whose product is annotated as Wnt family member 10A. The transcript is spliced from 4 exons. The record is from RefSeq and is a predicted model, not a curated record. Gene Ontology annotation, biological process: cell fate commitment; multicellular organism development; neuron differentiation. Bases 115 to 1368 code for a protein of 417 amino acids. NCBI's taxonomy places the organism in Eukaryota, Metazoa, Chordata, Mammalia, Chiroptera, Pteropodidae. Gene Ontology annotation, molecular function: cytokine activity; frizzled binding. Gene Ontology annotation, cellular component: extracellular region.
GGAGCUGUGUGUCGCAGCCGCCCCGACCCCCGCGGAUCAUGCGCCGUCGCCCCUGACUCAUCGAUCCCACCGGGCUGUGAGCCCCCCAUCCCCGCCCGCCACAGGGCGCGCGCCAUGGGCAGCACCCACCCUUGCCCCUGGCCUCGGCUCCAACCUCGGCCCCAGCCACGGCCUGCGCUCUGCGCGCUCCUGUUCUUUCUACUGCUGCUCGCUGCCGCUGUGCCCAGGUCUGCACCAAACGACAUUCUGGGCCUCCGCCUUCCCCCGGAGCCUGUGCUCAACGCCAACACAGUGUGCCUGACACUGCCGGGCCUGAGCAGGCGGCAGAUGGAGGUGUGUGUGCGCCACCCUGAUGUGGCUGCCUCAGCCAUCCAGGGCAUCCAGAUUGCCAUCCACGAGUGCCAGCACCAGUUCCGGGACCAGCGCUGGAACUGCUCUAGUCUCGAGACUCGAAACAAGAUCCCCUACGAGAGUCCCAUCUUCAGCAGAGGUUUCCGAGAGAGCGCCUUUGCCUAUGCCAUAGCAGCUGCGGGAGUAGUUCACGCCGUGUCCAAUGCCUGCGCCCUGGGAAAACUGAGGGCGUGCGGCUGCGACGCAUCCAGGCGCGGGGACGAGGAGGCGUUCCGUCGGAAGCUUCACCGCCUGCAGCUGGACGCGCUGCAGCGUGGUAAGGGCCUGAGCCACGGGGUUCCCGAGCACCCAGCCCUGCCCCCUAUCAGCCCUGGCCUGCAGGACUCCUGGGAGUGGGGCGGCUGCAGCCCUGACGUGGGCUUCGGGGAGCGCUUCUCUAAGGACUUUCUGGACUCCCGGGAGCCUCAUAGAGACAUCCACGCACGCAUGAGGCUCCACAACAACCGAGUGGGGAGGCAGGCGGUGAUGGAGAACAUGCGGCGAAAGUGCAAGUGCCACGGCACGUCAGGCAGCUGCCAGCUCAAGACGUGCUGGCAGGUGACGCCGGAGUUCCGCGCCGUGGGGGCGCUGCUGCGCAGCCGCUUUCACCGCGCCACGCUCAUCCGGCCGCACAACCGCAACGGUGGCCAGCUGGAGCCGGGCCCCGCCGGGGCACCCUCACCGGCCCCUGGCAUUCCCGGGCCGCGCCGCCGGGCGAACUCCGCCGACCUGGUCUACUUCGAGAAGUCGCCUGACUUCUGCGAGCACGAGCCGCGCCUGGACUCUGCGGGCACCGUGGGCCGCCUGUGCAACAAGAGCAGCUCGGGCCCCGACGGCUGUGGUAGCAUGUGCUGUGGUCGCGGCCAUAACAUCCUGCGCCAGACGCGCAGUGAGCGCUGCCACUGCCGCUUCCACUGGUGCUGUUUCGUGGUCUGCGAGGAGUGCCGCAUCACCGAAUGGGUCAGCGUCUGCAAGUGAGCGGAAGGCUUCCCUCGCUGAGACUGGCCCUCUGCCCCUCGCUUAUGACCUUGGCCUGACGGUGUUGCUUUGGCUCCUGGGAGAGGAUGUUGGACCACAUGAUGUCAUAGGAAACUCCCAGUUCUGAGGGUCGUCGAGUUCGCAAUCACCAGGCCCCACCACUCACUUCCGUGAGCUAGAGGACUGAUUUGCCUUCCUGUUUGUUUCCUACCCCAAGUUCAGACUGCUCAGUUGAGCUGGGGAUUGCCCCACACCCUCGGUCAAUUGUCAGCCAGGCAGCCCCAGGCCUGUCUCCUUUCAUU